UAACAAAGAAAGGAAAUCAAAUAUGUAGUUCUUGAAAGUGACACCGAAGGGCGUAAAUUUUUCCAUGAAAUACGCGGGAGUUGUUAAUCCAUAUUCUGCAUUAUUACAAUGGAAUUGAACACACGGUUUAUUAGUAUACUUGCUGUUUAAAUUUGGAUGUGAAGUACAUAGCGUUAGGUGUAGAAUUUUUUUAUAUUUCUUCGGAAUAUUACAAAAUUCAUAAUGCCGGUUAUUAACAUGAAACCCCAAACUUUGAAAUAAUAAAUCAAAUUAAUUAUAGAUUAUUUUAGGUUAUUUGAAUUAACAAUUCUGACGUAGCGGUUAUCAAUCUCAAUCUUCAUGCAUAUGCACACACGUAUAUAUACAGAUAUAUAUGUUUAUCUGCAUACAUUAAUUAUAUGAGAAACAAUAAAAGAUACAUCAUUUACAAUAUAUUGAAUGGCCAUAUUAGUAAAAGACAGUUGGAUUUUGUGCUACAAGCAAUUGUUUUUUUACAACAAUCAUGAUAUUCGACUUUCUAAAAAAAUUUUUUGGGUGGGUAGAUGAAGCUCCUAGAAAGCGUAGAGUUUCAUUUAGUUCAGAAAAAGAAUUUGUUACUCCUAAAAAACAUCGUUGUGAUUAUAAUAUCAUUAAUGUGGAGGAAGAACCCAUUGAGAUUAAAGAUGACAGCGAUGGCGGUAUUCAAGAUAUUUCUAAAGAUAAAUAUUCUCCUAUUAAAUCAUCUAGUAGAUUGAAUGGUACAUGUAAUAGUAGAGACAAGUCACUGACAUGUUGUCCAUCAACCUUCUCGUCAUCAAAAUCACACCAAUGUUAUGAUAAAGUAAAUAUGGGACAUUCUAGUAAUAAAAGUGAUAGAGGACAAAAUGUUGUGCCACAUCAACAAUGUUCGACAUUAUUUAAAACUCAUCGUCUAAGAGAAAAAAAUCAGUACGAAGAGUUAUUACAAAAUUUUUUUCCACGUAGGAUAGAUGUUAUAUGUGAUAAACAUGAAGAUAAAAGAUCUAGACAGAAACCAAUAGAAGUAAUAGAUUUAGAUAAAUCUGGUUCUUCGUCUCCUUUUCCUAAAACUCAGCCAGCUUGUAGAAAACAUGAUAGAACAUUACAAAUGCAUUGGACUAUUCCAAUUAGAGAAAAGAAAGGUAGAGAAAUAAUUAUCAAUGUAGAUAAUGAUGAGAAAGAAAGGACGAUACAUUCCAUUCACAAUGAGACACAAUGUCCUAAAAAAAAUACGACUGUAGAAAAAUCUGCACAAAUUAAAUAUCCUGAAAGUAUAACUACAAACACCUUAAGAGAUCGAUUAGCAGCAAAAGCUGUAAUGAGAGAGGAUUUUGUCCCUCAAGUAACAAAAAGAUAUGAUGAACGAAUCGAACAACGUCAUAAAGAAGCAGAGGAGCUUAAAAGAAUGACCUGUGUUUUGUCUAAACAUAAUCGUUUAGCAAGGGAAGCUGCACUAGAAGAACAUCUAGCACGAUCUAUAAGAUUAUGUGAGGCUGUUUUGGAAAGAGAAAAAUUAGAAGAGCCAGAAUUACCUACUUUAACGGAGGAAAUGCUGCAAGAAGUAAGAAAUGCUCUUAUUUCUCGACCUUCAGAUGAAGUUCUUGUUGAAGGAUUUGGUUUAGGAAUAACAAGAAGAGAUAUUCAUACAUUAGCUGAUUUGAAUUGGUUAAACGAUGAAGUAAUAAAUUUUUAUAUGAAUUUAUUAAUAGCCAGAAGUACUAAUAAUGAUAAAUAUCCAAAAGUACAUGCUAUGAAUACGUUUUUUUAUCCAAAAUUAAUCUCAGGUGGACAUUCAUCCUUAAGAAGAUGGACUAGAAAAAUUGAUAUUUUUUCACAGGAUAUUAUUGUUGUUCCUAUACAUUUAGGCAUUCAUUGGUGUAUGUCAAUAAUCGACUUUAGGGAUAAGUCUAUUCGUUAUUAUGACAGUAUGGGUGGCAACAACUCCAAGUGUCUGUCAGCAUUACGACAAUAUUUGGAAGAUGAAAGUUUGGAUAAAAAGAAGCAAACUUAUGAUACCAGUAGCUGGAAAUUAGAGUGUGCCAAAAAUAUCCCACAACAAAUGAAUGGCAGUGACUGUGGAGUCUUCUCUUGUAUGUUUGCUGAAUAUAUUUGUGGAAAUAAAAAGAUCACGUUUACACAGCAGGAUAUGCCAUAUUUUCGAAAUAAGAUGAUUUAUGAAAUACUGAAGUCCAAGCUUUUAUAAAAAAAAAGAUAUUUAUUUAAACAACUACUGACAAUGUAUAAGCAGAAUAACUUACAACAACUUCCAAAAAUUACAAAAUAUUUUAGCAUAAAAGAGUUUACUACUGGAUAGAAUAUCCUAAAGACAUUCUGAGAAUAUUCUGUGAACAUUUAUAUGGAAAAGUAAUGUUAUUCACAUUAUUACUAUAGUAUUUAAAAGAGUUACGCUGUAUAAUCUUUUUUUUUUGUAGUAUCAUUUUUGUUUAAAAGUGGAAUGUUAUUUUCUUUUUUAAUGUAAAGAAUAACAGAGUAAUUUGUUAACACAAGUUGAAAAAAUAAUGUCAUAAUAAAUAGUAUUUUCACUUAAUAGGAAUCACACUUAUUUUAAUAACAAUAGAAUUCAAUAAAAAGUGUAAUAUUUAGCUACUGCACAUUCUUUAUACAAAAAUAAGAAAAUGUAAUGUAUUAUAAUGCUUUAUUUCGAAUAAAUGUCAAAUUAUAAAAUUA
This is a messenger RNA of Bombus pyrosoma, 2685 nucleotides long. RefSeq names its product sentrin-specific protease 1-like. Lineage: Eukaryota; Metazoa; Arthropoda; Insecta; Hymenoptera; Apidae. The transcript has 3 exons. Gene Ontology annotation, molecular function: deSUMOylase activity. The record is from RefSeq and is a predicted model, not a curated record. Gene Ontology annotation, cellular component: nucleus. Gene Ontology annotation, biological process: protein desumoylation. Bases 503 to 2200 code for a protein of 565 amino acids.